Mustela lutreola (European mink) is the source of this 1671-nucleotide messenger RNA. It is a transcript of the gene FKBP4, whose product is annotated as FKBP prolyl isomerase 4. Lineage: Eukaryota; Metazoa; Chordata; Mammalia; Carnivora; Mustelidae. The record is from RefSeq and is a predicted model, not a curated record. Bases 195 to 1574 code for a protein of 459 amino acids. The transcript has 10 exons. Gene Ontology annotation, molecular function: peptidyl-prolyl cis-trans isomerase activity; protein binding.
CAGCUCCCGCGCCCCAUCGGCCGCGGGCUGCGAGCGCGCUGGGCGGCAGAGGUGCUCAAGCCUUCGACCGGUUCACAGCUGGGCGGCAGCCCCAGUGCCCUCCCGCCCGCACAGCCGUGCAGAGAGGCCCGGCCGAGAGGGCUUGGCUCGCGCCCAGUGCCUGGCUCCCGGAGUAAACGGCGCACCGAGCGGCGAUGACCGCCGAGGAGAUGAAGGCGACCGAGAGCGGGGCGCAGUCGGCGCCGCUGCCCCUCGAGGGGGUGGACAUCAGCCCCAAGCAAGACGAAGGCGUGCUGAAGGUCAUCAAGCGAGAGGGCACUGGCACAGAGACGCCCAUGAUUGGGGACCGUGUCUUUGUCCACUACACUGGCUGGCUGUUAGAUGGCACCAAGUUUGACUCCAGUCUGGACCGCAAGGACAAAUUCUCCUUUGACCUGGGCAAAGGGGAGGUCAUCAAGGCUUGGGAUAUUGCUGUAGCAACCAUGAAGGUGGGAGAGGUGUGCCACAUCACCUGCAAACCAGAGUAUGCCUACGGUUCGGCAGGCAGCCCUCCAAAAAUCCCCCCCAAUGCCACGCUUGUAUUUGAGGUGGAGUUGUUUGAGUUUAGAGGAGAGGACCUGACAGAAGAAGAAGAUGGGGGGAUCAUCCGGAGAAUACGGACUCGGGGCGAAGGCUAUGCCAGGCCCAACGAGGGUGCCAUCGUGGAGGUUGCACUGGAAGGGUACUACAAGGACCAGAUGUUUGACCGGCGGGAGCUCCGCUUUGAGGUUGGCGAGGGGGAGAGCCUGGACCUGCCUUGUGGGCUGGAGAAAGCCAUUCAGCGCAUGGAAAAAGGAGAACAUUCCGUUGUGUACCUCAAGCCCAGCUAUGCUUUUGGUAACGUGGGGAAGGAAAAGUUCCAGAUCCCGCCGAAUGCUGAGCUGAAAUACGAAGUACACCUCAAGAGUUUCGAGAAGGCCAAGGAGUCUUGGGAGAUGAACUCCGAGGAGAAGCUGGAGCAGAGCACCAUAGUGAAAGAGCGGGGCACCGUGUACUUCAAGGAAGGCAAGUAUAAGCAAGCUUUACUGCAGUACAAGAAGAUUGUCUCCUGGCUGGAAUAUGAGUCCAGUUUCUCUAAUGAGGACGCCCAGAAGGCCCAGGCCCUUCGGCUGGCCUCCCACCUCAACCUGGCCAUGUGUCACCUGAAACUACAGGCCUUCUCCGCGGCCAUUGAGAGCUGUAACAAGGCCCUGGAACUGGACAGCAACAACGAGAAGGGCCUUUUCCGCCGCGGAGAGGCCCACCUGGCGGUGAAUGACUUUGACUUGGCACGGGCUGACUUCCAGAAGGUCCUGCAGCUCUACCCCAGCAACAAAGCCGCCAAGGCCCAGCUGGCCAUCUGCCAGCAGCGGAUCCGCAAGCAGCUUGCGCGGGAGAAGAAGCUCUAUGCCAACAUGUUUGAGAGGCUGGCCGAGGAGGAGAGCAAGGCCAAGGCAGCAGAAGCCGCAGGAGACCAUCCUGCUGACGCAGAGAUGAAGGAGGAGCAGAAGAACGAAGUGGCGGGGAGCCAGCCUCCGGUGGAGACAGAAGCAUAGCCUCUGCCCGGCCCUCCUCCCACGGCUGCCUGCCUCCCUUGCUCCCUCCCCUCCUCCACCCUGUUAGUUUUGUAAAAACUGAAGAAUUUUGAGUGAA